This is a messenger RNA of Aaosphaeria arxii CBS 175.79, 1234 nucleotides long. Its product is annotated as mPR-like GPCR protein. The record is from RefSeq and is a predicted model, not a curated record. Gene Ontology annotation, molecular function: signaling receptor activity. Gene Ontology annotation, cellular component: membrane. The transcript has 3 exons. Bases 149 to 1114 code for a protein of 321 amino acids. NCBI's taxonomy places the organism in Eukaryota, Fungi, Ascomycota, Dothideomycetes, Pleosporales.
AUGGCACGAAUGGGGCUAGUGCUCCACCCACUAGGUUAUAAUGGGUUGUCAACCCCUAUCAUCCCCAACAGGCCUUCCCUCGCAUUUAUUAAACCUUUCCCAUGCAAUUGUUCGUGAGAAAACAUAGGAACCAGAUAUUCGAGCCAUCAUGAUUCGAACGAGCUUGCCCCAACCUACCCGGCGGUCCAGGUACUCAAGGGCGAAAUCAGUAUCGGAAUCAGUGUCGGAAACGAUCCGAACCACUAAGAAAAGAAUUCUUUUCGAAUUUCACGAAGUCGAAGCUUGGCAACGCGACAAUGAGUUUCUCCGUGGUAAAUAUCGAACCGUCUCUGGAUCCUAUAUCGAGUCAUUGAAGAGCAUCUUCUAUCUUCAUAAUCAAACCGGAAACAUCUAUUCCCACCUGAUCGGAGCCGUUAUUUCCUUGGUUUAUGCUUUCUAUGUCGGUGGAACGAUUUUGAACCGAUACCCCACCGCGGACGUGUACGACCUUCUUGCCUUUGGUGUCUUCCUGGGAAGUGCUUUUAUUUGCUUCGGACUCAGUGCUUCUUUCCAUAUUUUCGGGAACCAUUCAAAUGAAGUCUACCACACCUGGCUCAUGUUCGACCUUUACGGUAUUUUCGUCCUCAUCGUGGGAACCGUCUAUUCAGGAACGUAUUACGGAUUCUACUGCGAGCCUCAGUACUGGAGAACGUACUCUGUCGGCAUCGCGGUCGUUGUGUGUGCAUGUGCCACACUUUGCUCGAUUCCGCGCUUUCGUGCUCCGCAAUGGAGAUGGGCAAGAGCAUCAGUGUUCACCGCAAUUGGAUGGCUGGGUGCUUUGCCUAUGACGCACGCAGCACAGAGCUGGGGCAUUGAGCAGGCUCAUAAGCAGAUGGGCUGGUGGUAUCUCAUUCUGGAAGGAUUGUCCUACGGUUCCGGUGCCGCCCUUUAUGCAGUCAGAUUUCCCGAACGCCUUCGUCCGGGACUUUUCGAUAUCUGGGGCAGCUCUCAUCAGUUGUUCCAUGUUUUGACCGUCUGUGCUGCUGCUUGCCAUCUGAUCGGCCUUCUCAAAGCUUUCGACUACAACCACGACCCUUUGACCAGGAGAUGCUUAGUUCCAGAAGCACCCUUUUAAUUGAACCUAUUCAACAGAAUAUUCAACAUCAGCCACUUCACAAGCCGGACUUGAACGGAUUCGCGGACACUUAACGACAUCUCCAUAUGAUCAUGGACGAUGCACAGCAAUAGCGACCAA